Gavia stellata (red-throated loon) is the source of this 883-nucleotide messenger RNA. RefSeq names its product mitochondrial ribosomal protein L40 (gene MRPL40). Lineage: Eukaryota; Metazoa; Chordata; Aves; Gaviiformes; Gaviidae. The record is from RefSeq and is a predicted model, not a curated record. Gene Ontology annotation, cellular component: mitochondrial large ribosomal subunit; mitochondrial ribosome. The transcript is spliced from 4 exons. The coding region runs from base 1 to 624 and encodes 207 amino acids.
AUGUUGGCGGCGGCGGCCCGGGCGAGCCGGGGGCUCUGCGGGGCCUGGGCAGCGCCCGGCGGCGCCCGCGUCAGUUCUUGGCUGCCCCAGACAGUUCUGUUCCGAGGAAGUCACUGGCAGGCUUCACUGCUGGCAUUCAGGACAUCUCUCCCCAUGAGAGCACAACCAAAGAAGAAGAAGAAAGUGGAUGUAAAGAGAGAGCAAGCACAGAAGGAUCGUAUGAAAAAGAAGAUUAAAAAGCUGGAAAAAGCUGCCCCAGAACUGAUUCCAAUUGAGGAUUUUAUAACACCACUUAAAUACUCAGAUAGCAACAGGGUACGAAGUCUUCCCCCUCUGUCAUUUGAGGAGACUGAAAGAAGAGUUUUACUUAUGAAAAAGUGGUGUUUGUUUAAGCAGAAACAAGAUAAGGCAGAAAAGAAAGCAAUUCAGACCCUUGUAGAAGCUCAGCAAGAGGCACUAAAGGAACUGCGCCUUGAAUCCGAGGAGUUGUAUCAGGCAGCAAUCAGACGAGAUGAGGGGCUUUUCCCCUUUGAGAGAGAUGGACCUAAUUAUACCCCACCACUUCCUGGUUAUGAUCCUCCUGAAGGAAAAUGCGUUGAUAUCACCAAAGUGUAUACGCAGUGAUGGAGGAGCAUGGUGUUCAUCUGGCAUGAGCUACUCAACCAACUGAAGGAGGAAAGAAUGGAAUAAAAAUAAAGAAUUCCUUCUGCAGGUUAAAAUACUGUAGGUGUGUGACUGUAAAAAAAAAAAAAAGCAUUAAUGAAGUAUCUGUUUGUUUGGGGUUUUUAAAUGGCUAUCUAGGCAGAUAAUGUAGUUUUGUUGGGUGUCUAGAUACCCUACCUUACACUUGUGUCAUGCUAGAACAAGACAAAGUAGUAUUAUU